Pleurotus ostreatus (oyster mushroom) is the source of this 945-nucleotide messenger RNA. RefSeq lists its product as uncharacterized. The transcript has 5 exons. Lineage: Eukaryota; Fungi; Basidiomycota; Agaricomycetes; Agaricales; Pleurotaceae. Gene Ontology annotation, molecular function: RNA polymerase II cis-regulatory region sequence-specific DNA binding; DNA-binding transcription factor activity, RNA polymerase II-specific. The record is from RefSeq and is a predicted model, not a curated record. The coding region runs from base 1 to 945 and encodes 314 amino acids. Gene Ontology annotation, cellular component: nucleus. Gene Ontology annotation, biological process: regulation of transcription by RNA polymerase II.
AUGGCGCAGCAGCUUCAAGCACAAGACAUGCCUGAGCCAGGCCAGGAUCCAAAUAUGAUCAGUGACUACUACCAGCAGGAGGCCAACGACCUCACGGGUGGCCUGCCCAUCAAUCUCGACUCGCUGCGAGAUGGGCCACCCGGCACAAAGCCUUUUUAUCCGUAUUCUACGUUGAUUCGUUAUGCAAUCAAAGGCUCUCCAAACCAAAGGCUCCUGCUCGAAGAUAUCUACUAUGCUAUAGAAUCAAGAUUUCCCUAUUUCAGAACAGCUCCCAGUGGUUGGAAGAACUCUGUCCGACACAAUCUCUCACUCAACCCAUGCUUCGAGAAGGUUCCUCGACCACUCACCGACAGAGGGAAGGGCUCGUACUGGGUCGUGAACGAUAAUGUAGACCCUCGUACUGGUGUACAUCGGAUACGGAAGAAGAAAACGAAGUCGUCCAAACGUUCAUCGGAGGAAGCUGACUACCAACCCGCGGACGGUGGAUUCGACAACCCGAACGCGCAGUUUGUUCCACCUCCUUCGAUGGACUCGGAUGAUGCUGCAGGUCCCAGCAGACAACCGCAACCUGUGGUGUAUCCUCCAACCUACCCCCCGCCUGCGUUCGACCCAGCCUUCAUGAUGGGCGUUCGAUUUAGCAUCCCCGGCUUGCCAUUGGACGAAGGAAUAGAGCUAGACGAGCAAGGCAAUGUCAACUGGCGCGCGGCUUGGCUGAAGGAGAUAGGGCAUCUACAAGCGCUCACGGCAGAUCAAGAGAAGGCUGGGGUAGAUCAGGAAUGGUACAGGAUGAUGUUCGUUCGAGUCAGGACUGCGUUCAUGCCGCCGAUGAAUCCUGAAGCCAUGAUGCAGCUUGCAAACGCGCACGGGAUGGUCCCCAACGCGGUCGAUCCCCAACAUCAACAACUACAGCAGCAAGUGCAGGGCCAGCAACCCCAACCACAGUAG